Somion occarium is the source of this 1148-nucleotide messenger RNA. The record is from the annotation of a GenBank genome assembly. NCBI's taxonomy places the organism in Eukaryota, Fungi, Basidiomycota, Agaricomycetes, Polyporales, Cerrenaceae.
GAACGUUGAACGUGAAACAUUGGAACGUUAACGUUAAUUUAACCUUCAUGGUACGCCGCUCACUACCUUUCCAAGAAUCUCAAACGAGUCUUUCUCUGAAAAGUCUGCCAACCUGUUCCACGGAUUUCUUAGAAGUUCUUUGAAAGGAGCGUUCGCUGGAGCCUAAUGCAUAACAUGCCUGACUCCCUUGCGCAAUACCUGGCUUUCGCAGCAUUUACAGAACGCAAUUUUCUGGCGCGAAUCUCGUUUCUAACGACUCGAGGUGUGGAAUUUGUCUUGUUAUUAAUCUCCUGAGACAGAUCGUCUUCCUGUCCCUCUAACCUUCUGUACUAGAGCCUCACUUUGGGAUGAUGUGCAUUGUUCUUUUCAGAUUGCGACCCUCUUAGCUGCAGGUAUGUGGCUCCAGCCCCAUGCGCUGGGUAGAGCCAUGAGCAUUUGAUCGAAUGAGAUGUUCGGCAUACCGUGAGUUCUCCAUCUGAUAACAUACGAACCUCGGAUGACCGCAGUGAUACGUUUCCGAUUCGUUUUUUGUACGUUGCCUUUUCUGGAAAACCAGAUCAAUCUGUGGCGUACGAUUUGUCACAAUCAUUCUUGUUAUGCUUUUGCAAUCGUGACGCUGCCUUCGUUUGUUCAAUUACGCAAACGCGCGACCUUCAUGUUUUUGUUUUCGACUAGUUUUAGCGUCUACACGGGCUAUACAAAAGAACUGCGCCCCAUGUUAUUCAAUCAUUCUUCCGCCCUCUCAACGUUUCAGCAGCCAUGUCUUCUGUACAAACUUCUGCGGUCUCCGACAUAGGGACUUGCGUCCGCGUUAUCCGUACCAAGUCCUCUUCCCACAACCAAAUCGGGAUAGUUACACAAACUAUCAAGGACUACUAUGUCGUCGUCCAAUUCUGCGAUAACGGCGGCAAAGUCUCUAACAAGGUUUUCAAACCCUCCGAUUUGGAGCUUGUCCUACGAACGGAGCUUACCGAUGAGGGCCAGGACCUUCACUCCUCCGAUACAUAAUGGCAUAAACACGGUUUGAACCCAGGUAGACACGAAGCUAUAUACUUACCGUAAGAAGAGAAGCAGUAUUGAACUUCAAUCCAAGUCUUUCAUGUCAGGAAACUUGAAGGCUGUGUUGAUCGAACCUGAUCCUAGCUGAU